This is a messenger RNA of Branchiostoma floridae (Florida lancelet), 3107 nucleotides long. RefSeq lists its product as uncharacterized. Lineage: Eukaryota; Metazoa; Chordata; Leptocardii; Amphioxiformes; Branchiostomatidae. Bases 588 to 2450 code for a protein of 620 amino acids. The transcript has 17 exons. Gene Ontology annotation, biological process: meiotic DNA double-strand break formation. The record is from RefSeq and is a predicted model, not a curated record.
GGAUGUAAGGACAUUGCAUGUUACAUGUAUCAAAUUACAUACCAAUUUUUAAAAUACUCAUGGACCACACACAAUAAUUUAUCCAUGUAUGUAUGAUUUGGGAAAAUGUAUAUUUUAAGAUGAAAGGAAACUUUAAUCCCAGUUGAAGUUUCAUCAUAAACACUUUGAUAUGUCAAAUGAAUAGCCCUCUAAGCCUGAUGACUUUAAAUUUUAUUUCAAUGACGGCAUAAAAUGAAAUCGAUUUAUUUCAUAAACCGAUAAACGGCAACUGAUGUUAAAUCAUAUGAAAGAGCAAUCUUGACAUCAGCAUAAUUGUACGUCUGAUUUGAAAUUGCCGCCUUUUGUGCCGGAAAUGAGGGUCACGUGAUAAGACCACGCCCACCUCCUUCGCGCAUCCGUUCUGCGCAGGGUAAAGAUGGCGGCAAAGUUGAAAAGUUGCCGUCGCUUUCGUCUUGGAAAUACGAGAAAAUAUUGAGCAGAAUUGAGUACUUGGCCUGAAACUUCCCGAGGAAAAUUUUUUACCUUCCCUGGAGAGGCAGAGACGUUGAAGGGGGCGCAAAACUUGCAGAAUAUGUUGAGACGACAACAUGGAAGAACCCAAGAUGUUACCACCUCAUACGCUGUUGGAAGCAAUGAUCCAGAUGGUGGAACAAGCGUUCAUCAUAAGACAAGUUCAGCACAGCAGCAGACAUAACCAUCACCCCACAGCCAGGACAGACCAGUUGUCAGUACAGGUGUACCUACAGUCAGAUGAAGUCAGACUCCAGGGGACAGACUUGACGUGGUUCAUCAUCAGAGCUGCCAUGACUGGUCCAUGGAUCAACCAUCUUCAUCUCAAGAACUUUGUGACAGACAAGUUACACAAAGUGGUGAGCCACUCCCAGGCCUACAGCCCAGAGGAGUAUUGUCUGUGGUCAGACCUGGUGGGUGAAGAAGGCAGGACAAGGCGAUGUAUCGCUACCCUGGGGGCUGGUCCAGAGGAUGUCUCUGUCAGAGAAGUUAUCAAGAAAGUGCCUUCAGGAUGGCAGGGAUUCUCUGUGCAGUUCAAGGUUUUGUACAGUAGGAUGAGCGUGCUAUCUGAGUGCCAGGCCAUCUCUGCCUUCUUCCACAGGAUUCACAUACUAAGUCCAGAGGUUUCUCUGGAGUACCAACGUGGUUUGGAUGAACAGUCAUCAACUGUGAAGUACCUACCAAACAGAAGUAACUUUAGGACAUCCAUUGGACAGAGAAAACUGCUAACUGACAUUGAUCAUUACCUCUGUCCUGCUGAGAUCCCAGACUGGGAGAAGAAGAUCAGACCUCGGGCAGGGUCCAAAGUGAUGCUGAGUCCUGUCAGGCUGCCUGACAGCACAGAGGUCAGAGUUCAGCUGUGUGUGGCAGCAGCUGUCACCCCUCCUGUGGACAGCACUCUCCUGUCUAAUCACUGGUGCAAGUCUGUACAGCUGUACACUUAUGGCCCAGCAGGUGUGCCCUUGUUCGUACAUGAGAAAUGCCCCCUACCUGUGUCUCACCUGGUCAGGUGGGAGGACUAUGGACUCAGGCUGGCAGGGGAGCUGACUCAAAGUAAACAGGAAGGCAUUGCCUGGCCAGACAGUACCUUCCAACUGGAGACAGCAGCAGCAGCACAGAGUCAGUCUCACCAGGGGCAAGGUGAGGGGCAGGGCCCAUCUCAUGUGUUACAACUGUUCCUACUCCUGGAGCUGCCCAGUACAUGUGUCCUCACCACCACCCAGCAAAUAGAUCUGUUGUCUGUGCUGAGGAGAGAACUUGGUCAGCUGGGCACAGACCAGAGGGGGAAGUUCUCCCGAGCAGCCCACAGUGCCCUGAACAAGGUGCUGAAGAACCAUGCUGACAUGAGAGAGAAACAAGUAGUUAUGGAGAAGGCCAUUCCCCACAUUGCUGAUGCUAUGCAGACUGUCCUGAGGUACAGCACUGAUGAUGGCUUCAGGAACAGGUGCUUUGCUGCUGUCCAGGUGGAGGAUAGCAGAGAGCUGGCUACUGCUGUGUCUGCCAGACUGUGGGACAUAGCUGCUGACAAGUACCAAGUCACUCCACCAGACAGGGUCAGACACAGCCAGGUUGUCUCAAGUGCUGAACUACCAGCAUCCUCUCCACUGCAGAACUCACAUACAUCUACAGCAUCGGAUACCCAACAGUUGGCAGUUCCCAGAGAAUCAACCUAUACUGAACCUUCAAAUUCUCAACCUGUCUUGGAUCCAGCCAUGGAACUUCACUCUCAGAUACUGGAUGAAGACUGGAGCAGCCCUGACUUGACUGAGUCUGUGGGACUUCUAGAUGUUGUACCACAGGACAACUCUCAUGGCAUAGUGGCAGCAGACAUCUGUGGUGAUGCUGGACAAACAGCUUUCAGCUUAGACAAGAUUGAUGCAUCUGCACUUGAAGAUGACUGGUUCAGCCAAGUAAUCCUGGAUGGAGAUCCUUGGGUUUAGGGAGAAACAUCUUGAACUGUCAUUCUUUAAGAAUCAUCUAGGGGUAUUUGUUAGUUUAUAAAAUACUUCUAAGGUCAAGAUUUUUAAUGUACACUAAUUUCUGAGGUUCAUGCAAAGUGGACUUCAAAUGUUUGUGGUUAAUCAAUCUACUACUAGACUACUAGUAUUUAUUUGUACAGUCAAUGCAGAUCUGCUUUUAUGUACAAUCAGGUUAGUCAUAUAUACAUAUAACUGAUGGAAAGUACCAUCAACCUUAUGAUAAAUGUUCAGGAAAAUGCAGCAUAGUGUUUCUUUUACAAUAUAUACUGCUAUUAGGAAGACUUAAUGAUACAUAUGUCAUAUAUUCCUAUUCACUAUCAUAUCACUUUGUAUCUGUUAAGGGAAAGACCAGAUAUUAUUCAAAAUACUGGUGAAGUUUUUCAGGUUAGUAGUUUUGUUUCAUUUUCUUCCUUUUUCAUUUUCUGCCUGUCAAAAGAGCCUUCUGAUAGUCCACCUCAUGCUGGUUUGACUUCCUUACACAGAAAUUGUCUAGUAGAAAUGUACGUUUCCAUGCAGGCUAGCUACAAACACAGACUGUACUAUAAAUCCAUUUCAUGGCAUAGAUAAUAUGUUAACAAUGUCAGAGCAAGGAGUUUGAUAAAGUUAUACACAUCAAAA